Lagopus leucura (white-tailed ptarmigan) is the source of this 581-nucleotide messenger RNA. RefSeq names its product ribosomal protein S27a (gene RPS27A). The record is from RefSeq and is a predicted model, not a curated record. The transcript is spliced from 5 exons. Gene Ontology annotation, molecular function: protein tag activity; structural constituent of ribosome; ubiquitin protein ligase binding. Gene Ontology annotation, cellular component: ribosome; nucleus; cytoplasm. NCBI's taxonomy places the organism in Eukaryota, Metazoa, Chordata, Aves, Galliformes, Phasianidae. Gene Ontology annotation, biological process: modification-dependent protein catabolic process; translation; protein ubiquitination. Bases 80 to 550 code for a protein of 156 amino acids.
CGAGCUCCGCUCCGUUGCCGCGCGUGGCCCCGGCCCGGCCGCCCCUCACCGCCUCUCUCCCGCGGGUGCCGGCCUCGACAUGCAGAUCUUCGUGAAGACCCUCACGGGGAAGACCAUCACCCUCGAGGUCGAGCCCUCUGAUACUAUAGAGAAUGUGAAAGCUAAGAUCCAGGAUAAGGAAGGAAUUCCUCCUGAUCAGCAGCGACUGAUUUUCGCUGGGAAGCAGCUGGAAGAUGGCCGCACGCUGUCUGACUACAACAUCCAGAAAGAAUCAACUCUUCACCUUGUGCUGAGACUGCGUGGUGGUGCUAAGAAAAGGAAGAAGAAGUCUUACACCACCCCCAAGAAGAACAAGCACAAGAGGAAGAAGGUUAAACUUGCCGUGCUCAAGUACUACAAGGUGGAUGAGAACGGCAAGAUCAGUCGUCUGCGCCGAGAGUGCCCUUCUGAGGAGUGUGGGGCGGGAGUCUUCAUGGCCAGCCACUUCGACAGACACUACUGUGGCAAGUGCUGUCUGACGUACUGCUUCAAUAAACCUGAAGACAAGUAAAUGUACUAGACAAUAAAAAUCUCAGAUUCUA